AUGACGGCGGAGUCCAUCCCGUUGUUCUCCCCUAGGCGGGACAUUGUCGAAGCUCUUUCACGCUCAAAGGAAAUCGGUGGCACUGAGGUCCAUGCAGAGAGUAUCUCAUCCUUGGACUUUGAUCGCAGAAGAAGUAGAAGACACAGUAAUUUUGGUGAAGCCAAGCUGGCCAAAUACGGCAACCACGACACAGGAGUUCCUUCCUCUACAACACCUGGGCAACGAAUGACAAUGGCACAUUCCACAAUGGGCCAAAUACACAAUCUUUGCUAUUGGCAGCUACUUCUCUACCUCCACAAUCGUCGAAGCGGUAUAACCACAGAACUUGAACAAACCACCAUCUUCUUCAGGCUCACUGUCCGUCAAGUCCCAAUGUCUACCCAACCAACGCCUCCUCCCUCAUCGUCCCGAAGCGGACAUUGGGAACAGAGCAACAACAAAACACUCAAUACCACUCUCAGCAACACCAUCACCGACCCCGUCACAGCCGAACUCCGACCUUUGACUCCUUCCACGUCCCCCACACCCCCAGCCAACCCACUCACCGCGGCCGCCACCUCCGCCGCCUCAACCGUCAAGGACAUCUCGUCCAGCGCCGCAGAGACCGUCAAGUCUGCAACGGAGAGCGUGGUUUCUGCCGUCCAAGGAGCCGCGGAAUGGGUAGAGGAGAAGGCAGAGAAGCUGGCUGGCGAGGAGAGUGAAGCGGCGAAGGGGUUGGGACCGUAUGGAAAUCCGGGGACGGCUGUGAAUAGCGAUUUAGAUCCGUUGAGUGGUGGGGCGUGGUUAUUGCCGGUAAUUGAGGCGGAGAGGGCUGCCGCUGGGGAGGGGGCCAAGGAUGAGGAGAAUGAAGAGAAUAGCGAGGAAAAGCAGAGCAAGAAGGACAAAUAG
Molecule: messenger RNA, 888 nt
Organism: Westerdykella ornata
Lineage: Eukaryota; Fungi; Ascomycota; Dothideomycetes; Pleosporales; Sporormiaceae
Exons: 3
Coding region: 1-888 (295 amino acids)
Source: RefSeq, a predicted model, not a curated record